Messenger RNA from Tachyglossus aculeatus (Australian echidna), 1578 nucleotides. Its product is annotated as BOLA class I histocompatibility antigen, alpha chain BL3-7-like. Gene Ontology annotation, cellular component: external side of plasma membrane. The record is from RefSeq and is a predicted model, not a curated record. The transcript is spliced from 8 exons. NCBI's taxonomy places the organism in Eukaryota, Metazoa, Chordata, Mammalia, Monotremata, Tachyglossidae. Gene Ontology annotation, biological process: immune response; antigen processing and presentation of endogenous peptide antigen via MHC class Ib; positive regulation of T cell mediated cytotoxicity. Bases 16 to 1113 code for a protein of 365 amino acids.
GGGAAGGCGUCGAGGAUGUGCUGGAGGGUCGUGAGGAUGAGGACCCCGGCCCACCCCGUGCUGCUGCUGAUGCUCGGGCUGGAGGUUGUUUGGCUGCCGGAGGCCUGUGGCAGGUGGCACUCGCUGCGCUAUUUCUACACCGGGGUGACCCGGCCCGGCCUCGGGGUGUCCGAGUUCACGGCCGUGGGCUACGUGGACGACAUGCAGUUCGUCAGGUUCAAUAACGACCGGGGCCGGGCUGAACCGCGGGCCUCCUGGAUCUGGAACAACGAGGGACCGGAAUACUGGGACCGGGAGACACAGAUCCUGAAGGGCGCGGCGCAGGCUUUCCGCGUGGGCCUGCAGAACGUCAUGGGCUACUACAACCAGAGCAAGGACGGGACUCACUCCUUUCAGCUGAUGUGCGGCUGCCAGCUGCGGGAGGACAACACCACCGGCAGAGGGUUCUAUCAGUACGGCUACGACGGGCAGGACUACCUCACACUGGACAAGGCCACGCUGAGCUGGACGGCGGCGGACGGCGGGGCCCAGAACACCAAGCGCAAGUGGGAGGCCGACAGGACCAUCGCCAAGCGACAGAAGGCCUAUCUGGAGGGAACGUGCAUCGACGCGCUCCGGAGAUACCUGCGUUACGGGGGGCCCAGCCUCACCCGGGCAGAUCCCCCCACGGUGCGGGUGACCCGUCACCACGGCCCCGACGGGGACGACGUCACCCUGCGGUGCCGGGCCCUCGGCUUCUACCCGGCGGACAUCAAGUUUAAGUGGGAGUGGGAAGGGGAAGACGUGAGCCAAGAGAUGGAGUACGUGGAGACGCGGCCCAGCGGAGAUGGCAAGUUCCAGAAAUGGGCGUCGCUCAGAGUGCCACAGGGAGAGGAGCAGAAAUACGUCUGCAUCGUGGACCACGACGGUCUGGCCCAGCCCCUCGCCGUGCGCUGGGCUCCAGACCCGUCCUCAUCCAUCGGGCUCAUCGUUGGGGCUGUGGUCGCCCUCGUCAUCAUCACCUCACUCGUGGCUGGGUUUGUCAUCUGGAAGAAGAAGAAAUCAGGUGCAAAAGGAGGGAAAUACUCCCCUGCAAGCUCUGACUCCUCCCUUCUCGUGAAAGCCUCAGCCUGAGGGAGCUGCCAGCAUGGGACAGAGGAGUCCGACUGCCCCCGCCCUUCCUGCUGACCGCGUUUUCCACCCUCCCAACCUGAAGACCCGGACACCCCGUCAACUCUCCUCACCCAUGUCCAGGCACCCCCUGCUCCUCCCCAAGCCGUAGUGCCCCUGGACUAAGUUUCUAAAAGAGGCCGUCCGUUCUCCCCAUCGCCCAGCUGUCCCCUUUCCCCAUGCUCCCUUCCUAUACUGCUUUAGCACUUAGUGCAGCGCCUGGAAGGUGGAACACGCUGAACAGAUGCCAGUAUUAUUAUCAUUCCCACCCCUUCCCUCCCUUCCCCCUCUUGAUUGCCCUGAAUCGGUAGGAUGGUCAUGGGUUCCCAUCCCAGAUAGGUAGCUUAACCAACGGUAAAUACUGUGCAUUUUUUUUAAAAAAAACGUGGUACUUGAAGUUGAGCUUCCGGAGAAGCAGCGUGGCUCGGU